AUGGGGUUGGUGGUGGAAUAUAUGCAAAAUAUAUGGCCUUUUUCUGCAUUUAUAAUUAAUAAUGAUUUAAGAGCAUCAGAUGGAAUAGUGAAAAAAUUACCGGUGCCUGAAAGUACGAAACAGUUUGUUUACGCUAUCCGUGAGCCUGAAUCAGGGUCUAUUAUCUAUGUACUGUCUGUUCAGAAAUUAUCAGAAAGGUCGGCUUCGGAUGCUGAGUGUCUCAUAAGAGCGAUUAAGCCUGAUGCUGUUGUUGUUCAUGUGGGAAAUUCUAAUGAUUCGGACAUUAUUGACUUGCCGAAUGGCGGAAUCGGGUCAAUGAACAAUAGAAUUUGCGAGAGUAGUGAAAAUGGUAAUAGUGUUGAUGAGUACGCUGUACCGACAUCGUCAUUUGAGGUGUUGAAAAGAUGUUUUGUGCAUAAGACUAAUAGGGAGAAGUAUGAGAAAGUGGCAGGGAGUUUAUUGUUGAAAGAAGUUUUUGGAGUGAGUUUUAACGCUCAUUUUAUGGCUGCCAAGAAGGCUGCUGAGGAAGUUGGUUCUUCCUUACUUGUGCUUGAGUCGCCUUUCGCGAAGUGCAUCAUAGACGGAGAUAGUGAAAGUGAUUUGGACACAGGGGUAGAGCAGGUGGUGGAAUCAGGAAAUGGAUUUCGAGGUGCUUUUGGUUUUCAGCCAAGUUAUUUGGUUCCCGGAAGAAAUAUGGUUUCUGUGAGGUCGAGGGGUUUUUAUGUUACGAAUGAUGUUCAGUCCCAAAUGGUGAAAUGGCUGUCUACGAAUUUGGUUCAGCCAAGUACCAUUUCGAAACUCAGUAGUGAAGAUGUUAGGCCUCUAGUUGAUUAUGAGGCUCCGCAGUUUGCAAAAUCUGUCUAUCCAUUGCUUGUUGAUUUGCAUGACAUAUUUGUUGACAUCCCCUCUAUGGGAAGGGCUCUGGCUUGUUCUCAGAAAAUUCUUAGUGACGUUAACAAGGGAGAAAUUGUUGAUUCCCAGCUCCUAUCUGAAUUGUACUUAUUCCGUGUUGCUGUUGAGGGGCUGAGAAUGGCCUUGAAUAAUGCUGGCCGGCUUCCUUUGAGCAAAAUAGGAGACCCUAUCUUGGCUAACACAAAGUUCUACGAUCUUCCUGUAGAGGAUCAGUCACAUGCUAUUCUUGCACAGGCUCUUCAUAGCCCAACUAAGAAGUUCAAAUCAAUAGUUGCAGUAGUUGAUGCUAGUGCCUUAGCUGGACUAAGAAAACACUGGAACACCCCUGUUCCUCCAGAGGUUAAAAGUACAGUUGAAGAGCUUAUAACUAAUUGUGGAGAUAAUGAGGAAAUCCCACACCGGUGUAAGCGCUUGUUGGCUGAUAAACCUGUGGUGGCAGUUGGGGCAGGUGCAACGGCAAUUUUUGGAAUCUCUUCCCUCUCUAAAGUCAUUCCCGCAUCAACUUUUAUCAAAAUUGCAACCUUCCAUGUCCCAAGUUCACUAAAACUUAUCUUGACUCAAACACAAAAGGCCAUUUUUUUUGCACUUGGCAAGGGUCUUGGUCCAACAAAAGUGGUAGCCCCAGGAUUGAGUUCUGCACUGAAAAGUUCUACCCUGAAGGCUGCUGUGUCUGCUGAGAAAAUCCGUGCCAUAUCUCACGGUGUUAUAGCGUCCGCAGAGAAAACUAGUCUUUCUGCCAUGAGAACAGCUUUUUAUGAAAUAAUGAGGAAACGACGAGUCAGACCCAUUGGAGCUUUGCCAUGGGCUACCUUUGGAUGUAGCAUUGCUACUUGUACAGGCUUGCUACUUUAUGGAGAUGGAAUUGAAUGUGCUGCAGAGUCAUUUCCUGUGGCUCCAUCAAUUGCUAGUUUGGGUCGUGGAAUCAAAAGUUUACACCAGGCAUCGGAGGCUGUCAGGCAAGUUGAGAGCUCCAGGCUACAAAAAUCAAUAGUCUCUCCUGUACAGAUUUAA
Messenger RNA from Fraxinus pennsylvanica, 1923 nucleotides. The record is from the annotation of a GenBank genome assembly. NCBI's taxonomy places the organism in Eukaryota, Viridiplantae, Streptophyta, Magnoliopsida, Lamiales, Oleaceae.